Colletotrichum orchidophilum is the source of this 591-nucleotide messenger RNA. RefSeq lists its product as uncharacterized. The record is from RefSeq and is a predicted model, not a curated record. The coding region runs from base 1 to 591 and encodes 196 amino acids. The transcript has 2 exons. NCBI's taxonomy places the organism in Eukaryota, Fungi, Ascomycota, Sordariomycetes, Glomerellales, Glomerellaceae.
AUGGCUCAGGCAUACAUCAUUGGCGAUAGCUCGCCCUUCCUCAAGCGCGUCUUGAUUCCCUUCUGGGUCAUUCGAAUUGCCAUCAUGAUUCUUGAGAUCAUCCUCUACGCCGCCUCCAUCGCCAUUGCUGCAUCGAACAGGGGGACUCUGAACCGCAUCGGCGACGACAACAGAACAGCGGGUUGGGUCAUGGGUAUCCUCGCCGUCAUUAUGGUCAUUAUUGCCGCCUGCCUCAUUCUCGACGUCAUCUGCAUCGUCAAGCGCUCACGACGCACGCUCAGCCCAAAGUUCUUCCUUGUCGCCAAUGUCAUCCAGACUCUCGUCUGGUUGAUUCUGUUCAUCCUGACCAUCAUUGGGGGUGGCAGCGCGUUUGGCUUCAUCAUCGCGGCUGUUAUUCUUGCCUCUUUCAUCGGCCUCCUCAUUUACGCUAGCGUCAUCUACCACAGAUUCCGCAAGGGCACGUUGCCCCGCGGAAACUAUGCUCCCGCCAACCCAACGACUGGAUACACGGGAGGUUACACUGCCAACGAGCCCAACAAGACUUACGAUCCGAACGCACCCCGUUACGAGAUGAAUCAAAGAUACGCAUAA